Messenger RNA from Exophiala bonariae, 1176 nucleotides. RefSeq lists its product as uncharacterized. Bases 1 to 1176 code for a protein of 391 amino acids. The record is from RefSeq and is a predicted model, not a curated record. NCBI's taxonomy places the organism in Eukaryota, Fungi, Ascomycota, Eurotiomycetes, Chaetothyriales, Herpotrichiellaceae. The transcript has 3 exons.
AUGUCCAACAUCCCUCCACCUAGCCCAACUCAAGGGAGCCAAGCCACCGAGGCCGUUGAUGAAUGGCCAGAGCCACGGCCAGUUCACCGGAUACACGAGGGAAAGGUGUGGGCACUGGAGGUUGUUCAGCAACCCAUUCGAGCUCGCAUGUGUGGUUUUGGUGACAAGGAUCGACGCCCAAUCUCACCGCCCCCUUGUAUCAGACUGAUAAUCUUUGACCCCGAGACUGGUGAAGAAAUUGAUUACUCGAAAGUGACAGACCUUUCACGUCUUGUAUUGAAUGUUGACUUGUGGAGCCCGGGAGGAGAUCGCGAGGACAACUGCAUCAAUCAUAGCAAUGUCUCACCGUCAAUAGGCACUACAAGUCUCAGUGCUUACCCUCAAGUCGUGACACCGAUGACACAGUCCCAAACUCCUCAGAUUUAUACCGGACAUAGUGUUCCGUAUUCCUCGCCAGGUAUCAUCUCGCCUAACGUCAUCACCCCCGGUUCCGCGACUUCAUACUUCCCUAAUGAGGAUCAACAUCCUUAUGGUGGUCAGAGUUUCCACAGUCGUCCACCAUCUUUCUCCGUGGAUCGUGCAACAGAUCGAUAUGGCGCACCGUACUCGAAUGGAUAUGGUCGUGGUGAAGGAUAUGGCUCACGUCCGAAUGGCAGUCAUCCAGUUCCACCCCCUGGAGCCAUUAGAUCGACGCGCUCUAGUCAGGACCUGGGUCCAAGGAGACCUGAGGUGGCAGGAGCGCAUGUCGCCAAAAAUCUGAUCGGAAGUGCGUCUUCCAGUGCGUUCCGCUUGACUGAUGAAAAGGGCAAAGUAGGUCUAUGGUUUAUCCUUCAGGAUCUAAGUGUCAGAACUGAGGGCACUUUCCGAUUGAAGUUGAACUUUUUCAAUCUGUCGAAGUUCAAUCUGUCAGACAAUGAAAACAAGGCAUUGGGAAAGGGGCCCGAGCUUAUGACCGAAGCCCCAUGCUUAGCAUCAGUUUUCAGCAAAGUAUUUCGGGUCUGGAGUGCGAAAAAGUUCCCGGGAGUGAUUGAAACCACUCCAUUGAGUCGAAAAUUCGCUGAGCAGGGAAUAAAGAUACCGAUUCGGAAAGAUGGAAACUCACGGAAAAGGAAGGGCGCAGGUAGCGAGGACGAGGAUCAAGACGCCGGCAGUGACGGUGACGGUGACGGCUUCUAG